Molecule: messenger RNA, 1436 nt
Organism: Oryzias melastigma (Indian medaka)
Lineage: Eukaryota; Metazoa; Chordata; Actinopteri; Beloniformes; Adrianichthyidae
Gene: henmt1
Product: HEN methyltransferase 1
Exons: 9
Coding region: 75-1328 (417 amino acids)
Biological process (GO): siRNA processing; piRNA processing; RNA methylation
Cellular component (GO): cytoplasm; nucleus
Molecular function (GO): O-methyltransferase activity; RNA methyltransferase activity
Source: RefSeq, a predicted model, not a curated record
UCAACGCAUUUAAAGUGGACAAAAUAACACAAGCGCCCCCUGGCGGUCGGAGGUGAAACGAACAGCGCUGAAAGAUGGAACCGUUGUUCAGCCCGGCGCUUCACAAGCAACGACGCCAAUUUGUUGUUGAUUUUGUGAGGGAAAACAAACCUAAGAAGGUGGUAGAUCUUGGCUGUGGAGAAUGCAGCCUGCUGAAGAAGCUCAGGUUUCACCACGAAAUCGAGCUUUUGGUUGGAGUGGACAUCAACGAAGCCAAAAUCAAGAGAUACAUGCAUGGAUUAGCUCCCAUAUCGACUGACUACCUGCAGCCCAGCUUUGAUUGGCUGAGCAUAGAGCUAUAUAAAGGUUCUGUCACUCAAAGAGACUCUCGUUUCAAAGGAUUUGAUCUGGCAACUGCGAUAGAGGUCAUUGAACACCUGACUCCUGCGGAUGUGGAGCACUUCUCUGCAGUAGUUUUUGGUUACAUGAGCCCCGGGGCAGUUGUGAUCAGCACUCCAAACUCUGACUUCAACCCCCUUCUGCCUGGACUGUCGGGAUUCAGGGACAGAGAUCACAAGUUUGAGUGGAGCAAAGCAGAGUUUAGAUCCUGGGCAUUGAGGGUGUGUUCAGAAUAUGGAUAUGAAGUGGAGUUCACCGGUGUUGGAAAAGCUCUGCACAGCCAGCAUGACAGUGUCGGCUUCUGCUCCCAGAUCGGCGUGUUUCACCGGCUCAGGGUUAGAGAUCACCACAACACAUUUAGUGAUGACGAGGAGGUUUUCUCAUACACACUGCUUUACCACAUAAACUACCCCAGCCUGCGCGAUAACAACACCCUCCGGAGAGUCCUUGUGAGUGAAGUGCUGUACCAGGUGGAACAGCUGAAGGUUCGAUGGGCAGAGGAGAACUCUGGGGGGGGAAAUGCUGCUUUUCCUCUUUGUCAGAUCUGUGAAGAAAUGAAGGAACUGCAGAUAGAAGCACAUACGGAGGUGGAGGAGAAGCAAAAAGAAGCGGAGGAGCGUUUAGGAGCAUGUGCAGAGCAGCCUCUGUGGACAAGCAGCCUACACCAUCAGGAUCUGUUGAACAGAUACGUAACUGUACCGUUGUCUUCACUGUGGUCCCACUGUCCUAAAAUCAAGAAGCUGAGUGGAAGUCUGGUUAAUCUAAGACAUCUUCUGAUGAAUGAGCCUGCAGUCAAACUGAGUGACGACGGCAGAACUGUACUUGUAAAGUAUCAGGAAGAAGAUGAGGAAGAAGAUUUUGACUUUCAUUUGGAGGACGGCGGCUUGACAGAAGUCAGCUGUUGCUCCGACAGUUUUGAGCAAGAAGAGAACUGGGAGACAAAUAUUUAAUCUGGAGGAUUUCACUUUAUCCGGAUCGGUGUUCAAGUCAUCAGUUUUUCUUGACAUUUGUUUCAGUUAAAUGUCAGAAAAGUAAAUCUGACUUCCACAAAAAGGUAA